This is a messenger RNA of Zingiber officinale, 1622 nucleotides long. RefSeq lists its product as uncharacterized. Bases 101 to 1285 code for a protein of 394 amino acids. The transcript is spliced from 4 exons. The record is from RefSeq and is a predicted model, not a curated record. Lineage: Eukaryota; Viridiplantae; Streptophyta; Magnoliopsida; Zingiberales; Zingiberaceae.
GUUAUACUCCUUCCGCCAAUGCCGUCUAGCUUCAUGGGAGCGCAAGGAACUAGCUUUGGGUGCGGGAGUGUUGCGGACAUCACUGCCCUCGGGAAUCGGGAUGAAAGCUGCGGACUCCGUCCUCCACCGGUGUCUCUCGCCGCUGCUCUUUCUUGCGGUCAUCGUGCUCUCGUUCAACCUGAUCUACCGCGCCGCCACGCCAGCCAUUCUCGUUCCCCCGACCUCUCUCCGCGUCGAUAUCAUUGGCGCCCCUCCCUUCGUCCCGAAGAAGCAGUUGGCCCCUUCCGACCCGCAUCCGAGUUCAAAUCCCCGGCCGGAGCUUCGAAAUGAACCAGCGAGCUCUGUUCCCCCCGCCGUUCCUCCAGAUCCGUCACCUUUGCUGCAGACUGCUUCAGAAAGCCAGGAGAUGAGGCUAGAGAGGGUUCUGAGGGAGGCGGCCACCGCAGACAACACGGUGAUAAUAACCUCCCUGAACGCGUUCUGGUCCACUCCCGGGUCCGUGCUGGACGUGUUUCUGGAGAGCUUCCGCACCGGGAAAGGGACCAGAGAACUGCUGAACCACCUGGUCAUCGUCGCCGUGGACGGCAAGGCGUACGAGAGGUGCGUCGCAGUGCACCGACACUGCUUCGACUUCACGGUUGAGGGAGUGGACUUCUCCGGCGAGAAGGUGUUCAACUCGCCCGAGUACUUGGACAUGAUGUGGGCGCGGCUUGAUUUUCUGCGCCUGGUGCUUGAAAAAGGCUUCAGCUUCGUCUUCUCGGAUGUAGAUGUAAUGUGGUUCAGAAAUCCAUUCCCCUAUUUCUAUCCAGAUGGAGAUUUCCAGAUCUCCUGUGACAAUUUCUUGGGUGAUCCUACCAAUCUAAAGAAUUGGCCAAACAAUGGAUUCAAUUAUGCGAGACCCAACAACCGAAGCAUAGAAUUUUUCAAAUAUUGGUACUCCUCGCGUACCAGAUUUCCUGGAGUUCAUGAGCAGAAUGUGCUUAACAUUAUCAAGUUCGACCAACAUACUCAAGACAUAGGAGUGAAAAUAAGAUUCCUCAGCACCGAGCGCUUUGGAGGGUUCUGUGAGCCAAGUAGAAACUUUAACAAGGUGUGCACAAUGCAUGCAAACUGCUGUAUCGGGUUGCACAGAAAGAUCAAUGAUCUAAGAGCAAUGCUUGAUGACUGGAGAAAGUUUAGAUCUCUGCCACCUGAUGUAAGGAUAUCUAGCAAUUUCUCAUGGAGUGUACCUCAAAGUUGCAGAAUACCACCAGGUUUUUUCAGCAAGAAGGAAAAGAAACCUUAACUCACAUUAUGUUUGACAGCAUUCAUUCUCCUGUUAACUCAAAAAGAGAAAAAGAAACCGAAAUCAAUUAUCAUCCAACUCUUUUCCUAGAUGAAUACCGCAACAAUCAAGCUUUGGAAUCAGGAUAUUUAUCAGGUAAGGGAAAGCAAAAUGCUAGGGUUCUAUGGUGCUCAUUUUGACUGGCUGAUGCCAAAUACUGUUGUGUAUCCUUUGCCCCAUGUUAAAUCUUGUGUCAUAUUUUAGCUGCUUGUUUGCAGACAAGAUACAUUGUUGUCGGGAUCAUGUAAUUUUCCAUUACUAAUGAAAUGAGAAGCUUUGUCAUGCAGCUCUUGUACCA